CUGCGCAGGCGGAUGAUUGGCGGAGUUGAGAACGCUUUCAGAUCUCCGCAGUGGGUGAUCAACGGCGGAUUCCCUUCUUUGGCGCGAAAGAUGCAACCCCCGAUAUCAAAUACUAUUCUGACUCGUGAUCCAGCAUCUCCGAAAAGCAAAGCAAAUAAAAAUCAAUGACAAGGAUUGGUGGGUGGAAAAAAAUUGCGCCGAAAAUCUUCCCACGAAGCUUCCUCGAAGCUCACUUCCCUUCCCCACCACCAGCCCAUCGCUCUCCCUUUUUAAUCCCCCCGUCCCAACCACGAAGUUUCCCCUGAACUACUCUCUCUAUCUCUCUCUACCUCCCUCCCCAAAUCGAAGAAGCCAUGAAGAUCUCCAUGGGAGCCUUCUUCGGCUCCUCCAAGAAGUCUUCGAAGAAGAAGGAGAGCCGUUCGAUCUCUGGCAGCGAUGCCUCCUUCGCCUCCACCGCCACUUCCUCCUCCCCCGACGGCUUCAUCUCCUCCGGCCUCCACUCCACCCCUCGCUCCGUCCUCCCUGCCUCCCCCGGUCUCCGCCCGGCUGAGAAACCACCCUCCGCCGCCGGAUCCAACGACCUCUGGCUCUUCUUACCCGCCUCCUCCUCCUCCUCUGUCUCCGAGCUCUUCGCCGUUUUCGACUGCGACGGCGACGGCAAGAUCACGCGGCAGGAGCUCGAGGCCGUCCUCCGCAGGCUCGGCGGCGCGGAUCCGCCCACGGAGGAGGAGGUUGCGUCGAUGGUGGCGGAGGUGGACCGCGACGGCGACGGGUGCAUCAGCUUGGAGGAGUUCGGGGCGAUCGGGUCAGCCUUCGGGCCGCCGGCGGGGGCCGAGCUCCGGGAGGUCUUCGCCGUCUUUGACGACGACGGCGACGGGAAGAUCUCGGCGGAGGAGCUGCAGCGAGUUUUCGUGAUGCUGGGGGACGACGGUUGUACGCUGGAGGAUUGCCGACGUAUGAUCGGUGGGGUCGAUACCGACGGCGAUGGAUUCGUCUGCUUCGAAGACUUCGUCCGCAUGAUGGACGGCAAGAGAUGAAUGAAUAGAUCGUGUCACGACCGGAUGAAAUCAAACAUAAAGGAAUCGUGUCAUGACCAGAUGAAGUCAAGCAAAGAAUGGACGGUGCUGAUGGAUGAUCUUUUUGGUUUUUGGUUCUUCAAGAGGAAAAGAAACAAGUACUAAAUUUGUAAUUACCUUAUCAACCAUCAAUCCAUCAUGUCAUCUUUUAUGGGUAUUAAUACAAAUAUCUUUUGUUCUAGAA
Molecule: messenger RNA, 1260 nt
Organism: Phoenix dactylifera (date palm)
Lineage: Eukaryota; Viridiplantae; Streptophyta; Magnoliopsida; Arecales; Arecaceae
Source: RefSeq, a predicted model, not a curated record